GCCAGAUUAAGGUUCUGGUCUCGAGAGGGGCGUGGGUUCAAAUCCCACUCUUGUCACCAUUCUUUUUUUAUAUUUUACCCUUUUUUUUGGUGAUGGACGGACGCGUGAGUAAUAAUAGGCCACAAGAGGAAUUAUUUUGGGGUACGGAGUACAUUUUGCGGUCUUGGCCGUUCGUACCCCGCGAGGAACGAUGACGUCAACGGGAUUGUCGUCCUCACAGCAACCUUCAGAGUUGGCUUCGCCUAUGUCAUUUUCAUAUAUAACGACUGAUUUGAGCUUGGGUUUCCUCACCUAUCUACGGCAGGCUGAGCCACAGUAGGAGUUGGCGUAGCUAACUUUGUGGAAAGAUUGAAACCACUCUGCAAUAACCCUUGUUCAAUAAUCAUGUCAGCUGGGGGGUCAAGGCCAUUGGAGGGGAAGUUUGCAAUCAUCACAGGGGGUUCAAGGGGCAUUGGAGCAGCCACUGCCCAUAACUUGGCAUCGAAAGGCUGCUCACUUCUUCUCAACUAUACCUCCACUUCCUCAACGGAGCGGACACUCCAGCUCUGUGAAGAGUUGACCAAAGCCCACUCCAUCCGCUGCAUAAGUGUCCAGGCAGACCUCAGCGAGCCCACCGCAGCAGUCCAGAAAAUUCUUGCCAGUGCCCAAAACCACUUCACCAAUUCAUUCACCAACAGCUUAACCAUCGACAUCCUAAUCAACAAUGCCGGCAUCGGGGGCGAUAUCCGCCUCAACGACCCCGUUCGCGGGCCUAUCAGUGCGGAAUUCUUCCACCACAUGUACACCGUCAAUGUCCUGGCUCCCCUGCUCCUCACGCAAGCCGUGGCCCCUUACCUACCACAGGACCGAUCGGGGCGAAUUGUGAACCUCUCAAGCGUUAGUGCAAGCUUGGGCUUUGAAGGGCAGAGUGUCUACGGAGGGACCAAGGCGGCGAUGGAAGCCAUGACGCGGACGUGGGCGCGUGAACUUGGCGACCGCGCGACUGUCAAUGCCAUCAACCCGGGGCCGGUUAUUGGGGAUAUGUACUGGGAGGCAGGGGAGGACUUUUGGAAGACGAUGCAGGGCUGGCAGGACAACACGCCUGGCAGCAAGCUUGUGGUGGAUGAUGGGCUUGCGGGGACGGGUGCGGAGAGAUUGAGUGAGGAGAUUCAGAGGAUCGUGUGGGAGAAGAUGGGAGGGAGGAGGCCGGCUUUUACGGAUGAGAUUGCUGGCGUGGUGGGCAUGCUGUGCACGAAGGAUGGGCAGUGGUGUACCGGGAGCGUGGUAUGUGCUAAUGGAGGGUUGAGGAUGAGUAUGUGAUGCGCUGGAUAAAGGGUAUCUUUGUAAGAAAGGGUCAUAGAUCUAUCUAACCCUGUUGAAGCAUGGUUGAAGAAACAUGGGUUAAUCGAAAGGUAUAUGAUAUUGUAGGGAGCGAGUAUGCAUGGUUUUACAUCCAGUCCUUGAAUAAGUCCAUAUCUCGAAUAGUUUCUCAGCUGUACGGCUUUCGCCAAUAUUUUGUUUGUCUAGGACAACGUAUAGACGCGGCGUCCAUCAAGGGAGUCGACUCCGUGAAGGCUAUUGUACAGUAUAUAUCGCUUGUAGAUCUAGAAUUUGGAAUUUGAACCUUCGAAACGUUAACAUAACAUGCGAUAAUUCUUAAGUGGGAUCCUCACUAACUUAACUAAGAAAGGCCAUAU
Blastomyces gilchristii SLH14081 is the source of this 1676-nucleotide messenger RNA. RefSeq names its product 3-oxoacyl-[acyl-carrier protein] reductase. Gene Ontology annotation, molecular function: oxidoreductase activity, acting on the CH-OH group of donors, NAD or NADP as acceptor. The record is from RefSeq and is a predicted model, not a curated record. The transcript is spliced from 2 exons. The coding region runs from base 385 to 1299 and encodes 304 amino acids. NCBI's taxonomy places the organism in Eukaryota, Fungi, Ascomycota, Eurotiomycetes, Onygenales, Ajellomycetaceae.